AUGAAUUUGGAAAACAUCGAUGCCUUCAAUUCUUCUGGUACUGACGAGAAGCUUGGGAAUGAUAAUAACCGAGAGGAUUUGGAGAGCAGCCGGGUGAGUGGGACCAAGACGAACGGGUGUGACAGCAGUGAUAACGAGGCCACAAGCAGCAGUGUAAAUGAGAGUGGGAACAGCUUGCAGAGAAAGAGGAAUGCGGGUGGAGAUAUUGCCCCGACUACUCGUCACUACAGGAGUGUAUCUAUGGAUAGUUUUAUGGGGAAGAUGAAUUUCGGGGACGAAACGCCGAAAAUGCCCCCAUCACCGGGGCCCAUGCCUGGCCAGCUGUCGCCAACUAAUUCGGUGGAUACAAACUCGAAUGCUUUUAGCCUGGAGUUUGGUAACGGUGAGUUCACAGGUGCAGAGCUAAAGAAGAUCAUGGCAAAUGAGAAGCUUGCCGAGAUAGCAUUGAGUGAUCCCAAGCGUGCAAAGAGGAUCUUAGCCAACCGGCAAUCAGCUGCUCGUUCUAAAGAGCGAAAGAUGAGAUAUAUAGCAGAGUUGGAGCACAAG
Messenger RNA from Striga hermonthica, 546 nucleotides. The record is from the annotation of a GenBank genome assembly. Lineage: Eukaryota; Viridiplantae; Streptophyta; Magnoliopsida; Lamiales; Orobanchaceae.